CCCGCCCCCCGCCCCUCGCUCCCAUCCCCAGUUCCAUCAAAGCGAACCCGGGCCAGCGCAAGGAUCUCCGAGUUGCGAGUGUGCUGAGGCUGGGACUGUCACUCAUUCUCCGAUCAGCGCGUGAACGCAGCUCGGCAGCCGCUGGCAGGAAACAAUUCUGCAAAAAUAAUCAUACUCAGCCUGGCAAUUGUCUGCCCCUAGGUCUGUUGCUCUGCCGCCGUCCACACUCGCUGCAAGGGGGGGGGCACAGAAUUUACCGCGGCAAGAACAUCCCUCCCAGCCAGCAGAUUACAAUGCUGCAAACUAAGGAUCUCAUCUGGACUUUGUUUUUCCUGGGAACUGCAGUUUCUCUGCAGGUGGAUAUUGUUCCCAGCCAAGGGGAGAUCAGCGUUGGAGAGUCCAAAUUCUUCUUAUGCCAAGUGGCAGGAGAUGCCAAAGAUAAAGACAUCUCCUGGUUCUCCCCCAAUGGAGAAAAGCUCACCCCGAACCAGCAGCGGAUCUCAGUGGUGUGGAACGAUGACUUUUCUUCUACUCUCACCAUCUACAAUGCCAACAUUGACGACGCCGGCAUUUACAAGUGUGUGGUCACUGGCGAGGAUGGCAGUGAGUCAGAGGCCACAGUCAACGUGAAGAUCUUCCAGAAGCUCAUGUUCAAGAAUGCACCAACCCCGCAGGAGUUCAGGGAGGGGGAAGAUGCCGUAAUCGUGUGUGAUGUGGUCAGCUCCCUCCCACCAACCAUCAUCUGGAAACACAAAGGCCGAGAUGUCAUCCUGAAAAAAGACGUCCGAUUCAUAGUCCUGUCCAACAACUACCUGCAGAUCCGGGGCAUCAAGAAAACAGAUGAAGGCACUUACCGCUGUGAGGGCAGGAUCCUGGCACGGGGGGAGAUCAACUUCAAGGACAUUCAGGUCAUUGUGAAUGUGCCACCCACCGUCCAGGCCAGGCAGAGCAUAGUGAAUGCCACCGCCAACCUUGGCCAGUCCGUCACCCUGGUAUGCGAUGCUGAAGGCUUCCCAGAGCCCACCAUGAGCUGGACAAAGGAUGGAGAACAGAUAGAGAAUGAGGAAGACGAGAAGUACCUAUUCAGCGACGACAGUUCGGAGCUCACCAUCAGGAGGGUGGAUAAGAAUGACGAGGCGGAGUACAUCUGCAUUGCCGAGAACAAGGCUGGAGAGCAGGAUGCGUCCAUCCACCUCAAAGUCUUUGCAAAACCCAAAAUCACGUAUGUAGAGAACCAGACGGCUAUGGAACUGGAGGAACAAGUCACUCUUACCUGCGAAGCCUCGGGAGACCCCAUUCCCUCUAUCACCUGGAGAACUUCCACCCGAAACAUCAGCAGCGCAGAAAAGGCUUCGUGGACUCGACCCGAGAAGCAAGAGACUCUGGACGGGCACAUGGUAGUGCGCAGCCAUGCCCGCGUGUCGUCCCUGACCCUGAAGAGCAUCCAGUACACAGACGCUGGAGAAUACAUCUGCACCGCCAGCAACACCAUCGGCCAGGACUCCCAGUCCAUGUACCUCGAAGUGCAAUAUGCCCCCAAGCUGCAGGGCCCCGUGGCUGUGUACACUUGGGAGGGGAACCAGGUGAACAUCACGUGCGAGGUAUUCGCCUACCCCAGUGCCACAAUCUCAUGGUUCCGAGAUGGCCAACUGCUGCCAAGCUCCAACUACAGCAAUAUCAAGAUCUACAACUCCCCCUCCGCCAGCUACCUGGAGGUGACCCCGGACUCUGAAAAUGAUUUUGGAAACUACAACUGUACUGCAGUGAACCGCAUUGGACAGGAGUCCUUAGAAUUCAUCCUUGUCCAAGCAGACACCCCAUCCUCACCAUCCAUCGACCAGGUGGAGCCAUACUCCAGCACGGCACAGGUGCAAUUUGAUGAGCCAGAGGCCACAGGCGGGGUGCCCAUCCUCAAAUACAAGGCUGAGUGGAGAGCCAUGGGUGAGGAAGUGUGGCAUUUCAAGUGGUAUGAUGCCAAAGAAGCCAACAUGGAGGGCAUCGUCACCAUCGUGGGCCUAAAGCCUGAGACGAGGUACGCCGUGCGACUGGCAGCCCUCAAUGGCAAGGGUCUGGGCGAGAUCAGCGCAGCCUCCGAGUUCAAGACACAGCCAGUCCAUAGCCCUCUUCCACCGGCUCCUGCUAGCUCUUCCACCCCUGUUCCAUUGUCUCAUCCAGAUACAACCUGGCCUUUUCCUGCUCUUACAACCACAGAACCAUCUAAAGGGGAACCCAGCGCACCUAAGCUCGAAGGGCAGAUGGGAGAGGACGGAAACUCAAUUAAGGUGAACCUGAUCAAGCAGGACGACGGCGGCUCCCCCAUCAGACACUAUCUGGUCAAGUACCGAGCGAAGCCGUCCUCCGAGUGGAAACCAGAGAUCAGGCUUCCAUCUGGCAGUGACCACGUCAUGCUCAAGUCCCUGGACUGGAAUGCUGAGUAUGAGGUCUACGUGGUGGCUGAGAACCAACAGGGAAAGUCCAAGGCGGCUCAUUUUGUGUUCAGGACCUCGGCCCAGCCCACGGCCAUCCCAGCCAAUGGCAGCCCCACGUCAGGCCUGAGCACCGGGGCCAUCGUGGGCAUCCUCAUCGUCAUCUUUGUCCUGCUCCUUGUGGUUGUGGACAUCACCUGCUACUUCCUGAACAAGUGUGGCCUGCUCAUGUGCAUCGCCGUCAACCUGUGCGGAAAAGCUGGGCCCGGAGCCAAGGGCAAGGACAUGGAGGAGGGCAAAGCCGCCUUCUCGAAAGAUGAAUCCAAGGAGCCCAUUGUGGAGGUGCGAACUGAGGAGGAGCGGACCCCAAACCACGAUGGAGGGAAACACACAGAGCCCAACGAGACCACACCGCUGACGGAGCCCGAGAAGGGCCCCGUAGAAGCAAAGUCGGAGUCCCAGGAGACAGAAACGAAGCCAGCGCCAGCCGAAGUCAAGACGGUCCCCAACGACGCCACGCAAACAAAGGAGAACGAGAGCAAAGCAUGAUGGGUGAUGAGAAACGAGCAAAGAUCAAAAAGAAAAAGUGACACAACAGCUUCACCAGAGCAUUUCCAAUAUCACACACACACACACGCACACACACAAACACAUCUCAUUCCUCUAGUGUCUUUUGCCUUUAAAAAAAAAACUAAACAGAUAAACAUGGAAUCUCCUUUUUGUAGGUUUAUAGAAAGGGUUCCUUUGUUGCCCACUCACUUGUAAGAAAAUGAGACAAAAAGGUUAAACCCACAGCCAAACUAGGACACUCCGUUCCCUGAAACCAUUUAAAAAUCAAACAAAAGGACCCCAAAUUAAGAAUCUAGGAAGCUCAGAAAAAAAAAAAAAAUCUAGGUUCAGGAAGACCACACGUGGUGUUGCCCGAUUGGCACAGACCAGUUGCAGAGAAAUACUUCCAGGCACUAAGACUAACCGAAUGAACAAAGUCCAAGUUUAUUUUUAUACUUUCAGUCGAGUUUGAACUCUGUAAAACCUCAUAAAUAAGUUAUAAUUUCUGUUCACUUUGUAAUUUGUUCAGUAUGCAAAGUGUGUCACCCUUUCUAGCUGAAUUCAGUUCCCACGUAGACUCUCGUUUUGUAGGAAAAAUGCCAAAUUGCAGCUUCUGGGGGUAGAUCUCAAUUUGCAGUAUUUGGAUUUCUUUUUCUUUCCUUUUCUUUUUCACUCCUGUUUUUUUUCCCCCUUUCUGCCAACUUUGUUUUCCAGUGUUUACAAAUUGACAAAUGUUUGACUUUGGUUGUGUUUAAAUAUCCGUGUAAAAUAGCUGCCUUUUUUUUUUUUUUUUUUUAAAGUUACACAUACUGCCUAGAGGCGGGCAGGAUCCUCACAGGCUUGCUUUAGCACAGGACAACUUUACAAAAUAUGAUUGUUUACAGUGGCUCUUUCCCCCCAGUCUCAUUGGAAAUUUUUGCCUGUGUGCAACUCAGGUGAAAAUCCAUCUCGUUCUGGAAUGGUUUUGCUUUUUCGUUCUCGGUUCUUUGUGUGUUUCCUCGGGGGUUAGACCACUUUCUGAUUAGCCACCACCUGGCCUGUAUCUGUGAAAAGGAUCUGCUCCCCAGGCAUCCAAGUCCUUCCUUUUGAAGGACUUCUUAGGCUUUGUUGAAUGAAGCAGAGAAGAUUGUAUAGUUGGGGCUGGUCUUGGUGAACACACAUUUUUACCCCCAACAUCCCCUUUUUGUAGAAAGCCAAAUAAAAUAUAUACAUACAGUUUCCUUUUGAGCCCAGAAUCUAGAUUUGAGCAAAGAGGAUGUGCGCUUCAGGGAAUUAGUGUCAUUUUUUGGAAAUCUGUUGAAGUCAAGUAACAUCAGCCUUCUGUUCCCUUAGGCAGCAUUUGUAGAAACAAAAGAAAAAGAGAAAAAAACGACCUGCUGUCUGGAGUCAUAACACAACUUUCCUGGAUUGGAAACCAAGUGGGAGAAAAAAAUACAGAAACUUUAAGGGGGAUGGGAGGGGGGAAAAGGGAAAAGCCAGCCCUUUGUAUAGAAAUUUUGCUUUUUUUUCUCAUUCUACUUUAGACCUGCAAGCUUGUGCACUGUGGAUGCGUGAAUAUUUUAGUGUGAAACGUGUUUUUGUCAUAGUAUUGAAAUAAAACUUCAACAUAGUUUGGUUGUGGAAGGUAUAGCAGAUAGUUCAGAAAAAAAACUAUUCAGGAAACAAAAAUAACUCUUCAAAGGAAUUGAAGCCUUUAAACAAAGAAAAUGGAAUAAAAGUGAUGAUGAGGAUAAAGAUGAUGCUAGGUCAACAGAAGCCAGCCCCCUGGCACGUGUUCCUUUCCUAAGGUUCAAAGCAGCAAGAGGCGAGGGGAAGGCCUGCCCCGAGUCCAUUGUGUGGGCCUCGCUCCCCCAUGUUCUCACACUUCUGCAGUCUGAUCAGUGGCAAUAUGCUAGAUUUUCAUUUCAAACUGUGAAAAAAUAAUGGUCUUGUCAUUUGCUCAGUGUCGGGUUAUUUUGCAUUUUCUCAGCUCCUGGGGAUGGAGAUGGAGGAUCCCACUGUACCCAGUUCUGGCUCCUUUGAUUCUAGGGCUGGCACAAAUCUAUGGUUCAAAUGCCCAGGCCCUCAGGAACAAGCCACGUGAGGAUGGCUCUUAGAGCACACGGCGGAAUGGGAGCCGUGGGGGUCUGAGACGGAGAGGACCCAGUGGGGCGUGGUGGGCACAUCCCGUCUCCAGGAUGUCAGUGGAAUCAGUUCUGCAUCUUGUGAUGUUAACGGCUUUGACUACCUAGGCCAAGCUCACACCAUACCUCAUCGAGACUGUGCGUUUCACUCCGAGUGGUUGUGGUUAGGCAAACUGAUUUUGCUUCUGAUGCUUAGGAAGAGAAAGAGGUAUAGUCAACCCUCAGAUAACCUGGCCCAGGGCAGCCGAGCCCCUGACCCGCCCAGAAACCUGGCUCCGCCAUUAGCUGGAACCCAAGAUUCUGCCCACCUUUUGGUCUGCCCCUGCCCAGUUAUACAUAGAUUCGUCUCUGCAUGCAUGAGCUUCCCUUUCUUUAAAAAAAAAAAAAAAAAAAAAGCCGAAAAAAAACAGAGCAAUGCUUUCUCUAAAAUCAAAGAGGGAGUCACUUUAUUUUCAAGAUGUUCUAUCUUUUAUGUUAAGAGAUAAAAGCUUAUAGUUUUCCUUUUUUAAUUUUUUGAAGGCAAGAUCAACUCUACCAGUUUCCCACGUCUAUGUGUCUAUAUGUGUAUGUGCCGUACAUAUGUAUUCACAUAAAUGCUGGCAUGGCCAAGUUCUGCUGGAGGGGCGCUCGAGUGCCGUGCGCGGGGUCUCCAAAUCCUGAAGGGCUGUAGUGUAUCUAGUGCAGCUUUUGAAGUGGAACUCUCUUUUCACACUUUUCUAUGGAGCCUUCCAAAUCCCAGGUUUUCACCCUAGGCUGUCUGUCUGGAUGGAGGUUUUCAGACCUCCAUUAACAUCCCUACCCAGCAUUCCCUACUUCGGGGGCCUUCUCUCUUGUUAUAAACUUUUUACCAAGUGAAACAUCAAUACCACCUUUGUUUCCAUUCUCACUGGUGUAAAUACUGAGUACUAACUGAGAAUUUUGACUUUGCAUUCUGUCAGA
Equus quagga is the source of this 6037-nucleotide messenger RNA. It is a transcript of the gene NCAM1, whose product is annotated as neural cell adhesion molecule 1. The transcript is spliced from 23 exons. Gene Ontology annotation, cellular component: membrane. Gene Ontology annotation, molecular function: protein binding. The record is from RefSeq and is a predicted model, not a curated record. The coding region runs from base 294 to 2975 and encodes 893 amino acids. Gene Ontology annotation, biological process: cell adhesion. Lineage: Eukaryota; Metazoa; Chordata; Mammalia; Perissodactyla; Equidae.